ACCGAAAUGUUAUCACGUCGAGCAGCCGAGAAAAACGCCUGGUUCCUGGAGCAGUUCAAGCGGCCCCUCGCCAGACAAGGAUCGAAAGAUGCUUCCAACAUCGACAUGGCGACGGCCGAGAACUGGCUUCUACGGCCGGAAAUCCUGGCCAUGCUCAAGAGAAACUGCGUCAUGGGACUGAAAGAGGAGCACCUGUCGUAUGCUGGUGGCUUGGGAGGAAUUCCUGAGCUCUUGGAGAGUCUGUCCAUCUUCUUCAACCAUUUCUUCUUGCCUUGGACUCCUGUCAAGCCAGAGCAUAUCGUCGCCGGAACUGGCUGUAGCGCUGUGCUGGACACGCUCAUCAACGAUAUCUGCGAUGAGGGCGAUGGUCUUCUUGUGACAGCGCCAAUGUGGGGUGACUUCCAGGUAUCGGCAGUGUUGCGGAAUUCCGUUCAGCUCAUACCGGUCUAUGUCUCGCCCGACCAGUCUCGCUCUGCGGGAGACGUUGUCCAGGCCUAUAGAGAUGCUGCAGACAAAGCGACCUGCAAAGUUCGGGGCAUUCUGUUUUGCAACCCCCAUAACCCGUACGGUCAUAUCUGCCCAACAGAGGCAAUCGACGGUCUGCUCCAAUACUGCCAGCAAGCAAACCUUCAUUUCAUUUCCGACGAGAUCUAUGCACUGUCAACAUUUGGAGACUUGGGUGAGUCUUUAGAAGGAAGUAAGAAUGUGUAUCACUCGCCGGCAACAAAUUUUGUUUCCGUACUAUCAAGAGACCUCAGUCUUCUUCAGGUUGAGCGAUCGAGGGUCCAUGUUCUGUAUAGCAUAAGCAAGGAUUUUGGGUGCAGCGGUAUGAGAAUGGGAUGUCUCGUCACUCAGGACAACAAACCAUUGCGAAUGUCACAAGCUAUAUUGAACAACGCAAAGAUUUGCAACGCAGGCACAGUAAUGGUCACUCCGAUGCUGUCCGAUACCGCCAGGCUCGAACAGCUGGUGAGUCUCAGUACAGAAAGGCUGCGUACAGUGGCUCGAAUUGCCAUCCAGUUCGCCGAGUUUCACGGCUUGUCCUAUUACAAGCCAGUGGCCGGACUGUACAUCUGGCUGCGACUGUCAGAGGAUUGUGGCACAUUCGAUGACGAAGAAGCGCUUGUGCAGAAGUGUUCUCAGCAUGGUGUGUUUGUUGGUAGUGGUGCUGAUUACUCUGAGCCUCAGCCUGGUUGGUUUCGACUUACGUUUGCCCUUCCUGAAGAGAAGCUGCUCGAGGGCUUACGGAGGAUUGAAGUGGCAGUGGGAUACAAAGAGGUGUUUACACAUGAAGUGAAUUUCUAUACGAAAUUUACGAACUGGUGGAGAGAAAGACUCUUGUAA
Molecule: messenger RNA, 1344 nt
Organism: Trichoderma reesei QM6a
Lineage: Eukaryota; Fungi; Ascomycota; Sordariomycetes; Hypocreales; Hypocreaceae
Exons: 3
Biological process (GO): biosynthetic process; amino acid metabolic process
Molecular function (GO): transaminase activity; pyridoxal phosphate binding
Source: RefSeq, a predicted model, not a curated record